AAAUUGUAAUUUAUUCUUUCACAUUGCUAUAAAGAUCUCUUUACUUAUCAGUUUGUAAUUUGUGUUCUCUUUGGGCUUAAGUGUUUUCGUAAUAUUUCACUUUUAUAAUUGUAUUACAUUAUCUUUGUCUUUUUUAUGAUUAUAUUCAUUAGUUUACACAUGUGAAAACAACAAAAAAGAAAGAGAAUUUGAGAUAAUAAAUAAUUAAAUUUGCAAAACGUUAAAAUCAUGAUAAUUUUAUAAAUUGUAUUAACUAUUAUAUGUCCUGAAACAAUGAUUGAUGUGAAGCGACUGGUGUAUUUUACAGGGUACAGAAACCUUUAGACUAUUGGAGAAAUAGCGCAACAGAGAAAACUUGCCAGAUAGAUCAGCACUGCUUUCAGAGUAUUGAAUAACGAACGGAUAUAUAAAAUACAGGCAUUAUUGAAGCUAUUCCACAUGUUAUCUAGAUGAUUGGACUGCUCGGAGUAAUUUAACAGACUAUCAAGUGAGAGAAAAUGUUUGGCAAUGCAAGCAAUAUUUCAGAUUUUAUGGAACACGCAGGAAAUCCUGCAGGUGCUACUGUUGUUUCACCUGUUCUUAUGUUCAUAGCUGGUGUUCUAGGAAAUAUAUUAGCUCUUUACAGUCUGUAUAAAACACGGACAGACGUACGAACAACAAAGUUUUACAGUUUUAUAAAAGGUUUAGCCUGGACUGAUCUUCUUGGGAUUUUGAUGACGUCACCAUCAGUUGUUAUUGCGUAUGCAAAUCAACGUGAAUGGGUGGGUGGAGGCGCACAUUGCCGUUUCCAUGGAUUCACAAUGACUGUGUUUGGGCUAGCAACGCCAUUAAUUAUUUGUGCCAUGGCUGUUGAAAGGUUUUUGGCUUUAAGAUGUGUAUUUUUCUACUCUAGCCGUUGCCGCACAGGCACUGCACGUGGUUGUAUUCUUCUACUUUGGUUCGGAACAAUAUUGUACGGACUUUUACCUUUAUUUGGCUUCGGAAGGUAUGAGAAACAAUAUCCUGGAACUUGGUGUUAUUUGGAUUUUCAUUCUGAAAACGUUGUAUCUAAAGUGUAUGGCUAUAUAUACGCGUGUACAAACUUGAUUUUGAUAAUGCUUAUAGUGCUAUGUAAUACAUAUGUUGUCAUUACAAUUUUCAAAACGAGACUAAAGCGCGCAAGUGACAGUAUUUAUUCUUUAAGUCAUACUCUACCAGAGCAUGACGGACUUAUGAAAGCUAGGAACCAGCGGAAAAGGUCAAAUGAUGCCGAGAUACAGAUGAUCGUCUUGUUGUGUGCACUGACAUUAGUAUUCACUGUAUGUUAUGCACCAUUAAUGAUCCGAAUAAUUAUGACACAGGCUACAGGGGUAGGAAACGUAUUAAUAGACCUUGCAGCAGUUAGACUGGCUAGUUUGAACCAGACGCUAGACCCGUGGCUGUAUAUUUUGUUAAGGAGAUCAACUUGCAGCAGAAUUGCUAGAGGUUUUAGGAGAGUUAAGUUGAAAUGUGUGACAGCACUGGGUAAUAGUUCACAAGAAAGAGAACUUCUAAAUAAUCUGGAUUUAAUAAACGACCGGAACUGUGAUAAGGUCCAAAAUGUUGGUGUUGACAAAGAAAUUCCCAAACCCGAUGUGAUGCAGAAUGUAGAUGGAGGAAACAAAUCUCCGUUACCGGAUAUAACAAACACUGACCAAAACAAAGAGAGGAAAGAUUCAUGUUAUGUUUGCCAUUUUCAGUUUGGAAAAUCUCUUUCGCCGGAAGAUGACGGAAUGUUUGUAAAAAUUCUAUAUGUGAAUAAUAAUUCAUCGUCAAACAUUUACAAUGAAAGAACUACCGACCGGCCAGUAUUAUGUUCUGACAAUUGUAAAAGACAAGGAGUAAUGCCAGACACUUUAAAACUUCCCGAUACAGCAUUACGUAGUAUUACGGAUUCCCAAUCAAACUGCAGUAAAUGUAACUUAAAACAUUCAGAUAUGGGAACAAAAGAAACAUCAUUAUCUCAAAACUUUAAUACAUUAUUCCGAUCAGAACACGAUGUUUAUGUUCCACCUAGUUCUAAACGUGUCCAUCAGAGUUUGAGAAAAACUAAAUCCAGCAACAAAUAAAAAGUGGAAGUGUUUCUUAUCAAAGACAAGUAGUAUUCAAAAUGACAUGUAAAAAAACAUUAUAUCGUAGUUAUUUAUCUUCUGCUUGUAUAUUAAUUUUUUUGCAAACAUGCAGCGCCCAGUAUUACACAAUUCCAUGAUGUAAAAGUCAUUUUAUUUAAUGUGUUACAUUCCAAUAAAACAAAGUUGUAUUACAUUCACUUGUCAUUGCGUUAUAGUCAUAAACAUGUGAUUGUUACAUUCCAUAUGACUAACUUAAAGCUUAACGAAUUUUCGAAAAGAAAUGAUUUAUAAUUCAAUAAUAUGU
Molecule: messenger RNA, 2394 nt
Organism: Ruditapes philippinarum (Manila clam)
Lineage: Eukaryota; Metazoa; Mollusca; Bivalvia; Venerida; Veneridae
Product: prostaglandin E2 receptor EP4 subtype-like
Exons: 4
Coding region: 498-2087 (529 amino acids)
Biological process (GO): inflammatory response; adenylate cyclase-activating G protein-coupled receptor signaling pathway; positive regulation of cytosolic calcium ion concentration
Cellular component (GO): plasma membrane
Molecular function (GO): thromboxane receptor activity
Source: RefSeq, a predicted model, not a curated record